GUUAUGAAAAUCCACGUGAUUUCUUCAGAAAGUUGAAAUGACGGAAAAGACAACUAGAAUCUGGAGUUUAAUUUAGUAAUACAAACUAAGAGAAACGCAGUGAAAAUGGCGUUGGAAAUGUUCAGGAAAAAAGAGACUCUUGCAAUGCGAAAUAAACUGAUUGGGCAGUCUUGCAGACUCUUCUAUUCAGACGAUCCCGUGAAGAUAGUCAGAGCCAGAGGACAGUAUUUGUAUGACGAAAAUGGCCAGCGGUACUUGGACUGUAUCAGCAACGUUCAGCACGUGGGUCACUGUCAUCCCAGCAUCACACAAGCAGCCACAACGCAGAUGGAGCUUCUGAAUGCCAAUUCGCGCUUCCUUCACGACAAUAUAGUUCAGUAUGCCGACCGCCUCGCCGCCACUCUGCCCGACAAGCUGUGUGUCUUCUAUUUUGUCAACUCAGGUUCAGAGGCCAAUGAUCUGGCACUACGCUUGGCCCACCAGUACACCAAACAUGAAGACGUCAUUGUGCUUGACCACGCAUAUCAUGGGCACCUGACUUCGCUCAUCGAUAUCAGCCCAUACAAGUUCCAGAAGCUGACAGGACAGAAAGAGUGGGUUCACGUGGCACCCAUACCAGACACCUAUAGAGGUAUAUUCAGAGAGGACCAUCCCAACCCAGCCCAGGCAUAUGCAGAUACUGUGAAGGAUGUGAUAGACAAGGUGCACCAAAAAGGUCGCAAGGUUUCUGCAUUUUUUGCUGAGUCAUUGCCCAGUGUUGGAGGCCAAAUCCUCUUGCCCAAGGGAUACUCAACUAAAGUAGCAGAAUACGUGCGCUCUGCAGGGGGAGUGUUUGUGGCGGACGAGGUGCAAACAGGUUUUGGGCGUGUGGGGAGCCAUUUCUGGGCCUUCCAGCUGCAAGGUGAUGAUUUUAGCCCUGACAUAGUGACUAUGGGCAAGCCGAUGGGCAACGGACAUCCCCUGUCAUGUGUAGCAACCACAGCGGAGAUCGCUGGGGCCUUCACAGCCAACGGAGUGGAGUACUUCAAUACAUUUGGCGGUAACCCAGUGUCGUGUGCCAUCGGCCUGGCUGUCCUGGACGUGAUUGAGAAGGAGGACCUGAGGGGGAACUCCUCAAGGGUAGGAGGACACCUAUUGGACCGGCUGACACAGCUACAGACCAAACAUCCAAUCAUUGGAGACGUCCGUGGAGUGGGGCUGUUUGUGGGCUUGGAGUUGGUCACCGACAAAGAACAGAGGACCCCAGCUACAGACGCAGCAGCGCAAGUUGUCAGAAGACUGAAAGAGGAGUAUAUCUGUGUCAGUACAGACGGCCCCUGGGAGAACAUUGUCAAGUUUAAACCUCCCAUGUGCUUCAGUAUGGAGGACGCAGACUUGGUGGCAGACAGGAUACACCACAUCCUCACAGACAUGGAGCGCAGUCAUCAAAAACUGGACAGUGGAGAUUUCUAAGACGAACUGGAGUCAUCUUGGCGGAAGACAAGGGAAGGAAUGCAGAAGUAUUCAACACAACCAAUCUCACAGAUCCAUACCACAAUUAAGGAUACAAAAACUAAAUCAUUAAGAUUACACUACUAGAUCUAACACAAGAAUGGUUUGCGACAAUUCAUAAAGUGGAAUUAGUGACUGCUUUUGAUUCUGCAUGAGGGAUAUAAGAGAAGCAGUGACAUAUGCAACAGAAAAGCAAUACAUUUCUACUAUAACACAAUGUAAAUUGUGAGUACAGUGAGUUUUGAUCCUCCUUGCAUUUAUUCUUCCCUGUGGAAAUACAGUGCAUUCGGAAAGUAUUCAGACCCUUCCACAUUUUGUUACGUAAACAGCCUUAUUCUACAAUGGAUGAAAUCCUCAAUCUACAUACAAUACCCCAUUUUGAUAAUUUAAAGAAAAUUCAAAACAGAAAUACUUUAUUUACAUAAGUAUUCAGACCCUUUGCUAUGAGACUCGAAAUUGAGCUCAAUCCUGUUUCCAUUGAUAAACCUUGAGAUGUUUCUACAACUAGAUUGGAGUCCACCUGUGGUAAAUUCAAUUGAUUGGACAUGAUUUUGAAAUGCACACACCUGUCAAUAUGAGGUCCCACAGUUGACAGUUCAUGUCAGAGCAAAAACCAAGCCAUGAGGUCAAAGGAAUUGUCUGUAGAGCUCUGAGACAGGAUUGUGUUGAGGUCUGCGGUUGACGUCUCCGAGACAGGAUUGUGUUGAGAUCUGCGGAAGGGUACUAAGACAUUUCUGCAGCAUUUAAGGUCCCCAAGAACACAGUGGCCUCCAUCAUUCUUAAAUGGAAGAAGUUUGGAACCACCAAGACUCUUCCUAGAGCUGGUCUCAUGGAGGUGACCAAGAACCCGUUAGUCACUCUGACAGAGCACCAUCCCUACGGUGAAGCAUGGUGGUGGCAGCAUCAUGCUGUGGGGAUGUUUUUCAGCGGUAGGGAUUGGGAAAAUAUUCAGGAUCGAGGGAAAGAUGAAUGGAGCAAAGUACAGAGAGAUAUUUGAUGAAAACCUGCGCCAGAGCGCUCAGGACCUCAGACUUGGGCGAAGGUUAACCUUUCAACAGGACAAUGACCCUAAGCACGUAGCCAAGACAACACAGGAGUGGCUUCGGGACAAGUCUCUGAAUGUCCUUGAGUGGCCCGGCCAGAGCCCGGACUUGAACCCAUUCAAGCAUCCCAGAAAAUAGCUGUGCAGCGGCGCUCCCCAUCUAACCGGACAGAGCUUGAGAGGAUCUGCAGAGAAGAAUGGGAGAAACUCUCCAAAUACAGGUGUGCCAAGCUUGUAGCGUCAUACCCAAGAAGACUUGAGGCUGUAAUCGCUGCCAAAUGUGCUUCAACAAAGUACUGAGUUAAGGGUCUGAAUUCUUAGGUAAAUAUGUCAUUUCUGUAUUUUUUAAAUUUUUCUACAUUUACAAAAAUGUUUAAAAAAAAUACAAAAUUGUAUUUUUUGAAUAAGGCUGUAAAGCACAGGUGUCAAACUCAUUCCACGGGGGGCCGAGUGUCUGCGGGUUUUCGCUCCUCCCUUAUACUUGAUUGAUGAAUUAACAUCACUAAUUAGUUAGGAACUCCCCACACCUGGUUGUCUAGGGCUUUAUUGAAAGGAAAAACCAAAAACCUGCAGACACUAGGCCCUCCGUGGAAUGAGGUUGACACCCCUGCUGUAAAGUAACAAAAUGUGGAAAAGGGGUCUGAAUACUUUCCGAAUGCAAUCCAUCACAUUGCAACUACCGGAUUAAGUUUUCUCCAUAGGGGAUUUCAGAAACACUUCAAAUAAGGUGUUUUAUGUAGGCUUACCCUGGCGUGAUGUUUUGAUUACUGUAAAUCUCUCUAGGACAAGGUGACUUGUCAGUAUAUUCGCCUGUAUUUACCACCCCAAAAUUAAAUCCUAAUUAGCUGCUAAUGUGGCUAUCAUAAAGAACUACAAAUACAAAGUUAAUCUGCAACAUAUUCUCACAUUUAAAAUGGAUCAAGCAACUGCAAAAACAAAUCUAAAUCACAAGUUUUUGCACAUCUGCAUACAGUAAUUGUUUUAUAAUUCACCCACAGACUACAUGCAUAGAAAGACAGGGACACAGAAUAUAUAAAGGCAAUGAAUGAUUAAUAAGAGUGUUGUUAUGGGGUACUGGAGAGUAGUGGCGUAGUAGUAGUAGCGAUCUGGAGCGUAGUGGCCCUCUUCAAGAGUCAUGCGAUGGGUCAGAUCUGCAGUGAAGAGAAUCGGUGCAUUACAACUUUAUACAUUUGAGAUUUUAAAAAGACAACUAGAAAAGGACAUUCCUUAAGAAACUUUGUGGACUGAGCUGGCUAAAAGUAUUUCCAAAGUACGAGUUAAAGAAUUUUGUGGCAUUUAUAAUAUAUAUACAUACACACACUUUGCGUUCUUCACCACGGCGGUCAGGGGCAUAUUUAAGGGCUUUCCAGAGGUACUGCAACACACCAACCUCCUGAUUUUUUCCCCUGGCUUUUCAUGACACUUACUGUAAGCAUAAAAAUUCAAAUAAAUGAAUGAUUGGCAUAACGUGGGCAUGCAGGACAGGAACUGUAAACGCACAGUAGCGGUGCGUGGGUAAAAUCAAAAUGGGGAAGCCAAUCCAGGGCGGGAAAAAGUCAUAUUACAACUUGUGUUGUGAUAAUCGUAUUGUUUGCUCUGUAACCUAUUCGAUCAUAUGCCUUGACACCGUGAUAUAUAGGCCUAAGGCCGAGACAAUAAGAAGACACAUUGGCAGAAUAAAUUCAACCACACAUUUGUUGUUUCACUACAAAGCAACUUCUGUCCGAUAAAGUCCACAAAACAUAUUGCAUGUAACAAACAGUUACAUGACCUACAGCGUGGUCAAGCAACGUAACGGUGUCCUACAUUUUCAGACUACUAAACUAUUGAUUUAGAACCAUGGAGAGUUACCAAGUCACAAAGAAAACAGGAGCUGCCUCCAGUAUUCCAGCACCAUUUCAACUUCAACAUCUAAAUCACCUAUGCUUAGUCUAAUACAGUGACUAAAAGAAACCAAAAACGAUUUAGUCCAAUCAACGUAAGCUAAAUAUGAUGUGGCUGUCCAUGGUUCUGAUUUCUCUGUGUGUGUGUGCAUAUUUGCAUGCGUGCAGAUAGAAAACCCCCCACAUUGAUUCACCCUACUUAUAGAGAAACGCCAAUGCCAUCCUCCUCUUUCAUGUUGCCUAAACAGUCUAUGACUCUGUCGUACAGUACACGCUUUUAGUCGUUUUUUUAAAUCCUAGGUUGCCUGGUUAAAAUACUUGCUUGCUAGCCUAACUUCCUUUCAAUGAUACGCCAGGUCAGCUAGUUAACAUUAGCAUACUACUUCUAGAUACAUGUUGAACUUCCAUCCUCAGGCCAGGGGCACAAUGUAUGAAUUUAUGGUUGGAUCCGUUAUAAUCAUUGGCCAGUACGGAGAAUUAAGUAAAACCAGAAGUCCAAAUCCCUAUAUCUAUCCAUGGCUAAUUUAGAAAAUUUAGCCAUGAAGACAACACAAUGAGAUGCAAUUGAAGUUUUUUUUCUGUCAAUAAUGACAAUGUGAAUGGUCUGAAGCCAAAUCCAAACAGGCUUCCCUUUACACCUUUUUUGGUGAGCCAGGACCAUUCACAGCUGAGCUCACUCAGUUUAACUUAACGCUGAUUGGCUAUUUAAUUUAUUUUUUAUCAAUGGGUGCCAAAUGCUUGCUGGCUUCUUUUGCAUUCAAUGCUACGGGCUGCAACAAUGUCAUACUCUUUCUGGCCAGACAGCAUCAGAUAGAUUCGCUACACAUACUGAGACAGAGGGGCGCUGUUUCGUUCGCUCGGAUGCUUUCGCCGGUGAGAUACAUUCAGCCUCUUGCGAGUUAAAGGACAUUUAUGAAGCGCUGAGAGACAAAAGAUAUAUUAUUUAGGAUGUUUUUUUUCCUGGUAAAUUUUUUGGGGAAGUCUCCAUGAUUACACUCAAUCUUCCCAAGACAUCUGAAACCCUACCUCUUUAAACAGUAUCUUAAAUAAACCUCCUCCCCACCUCGGACCCCCCCCCAAUAAAAAAAACUGAACCAGCACUUGCACUUGACCCCUCCCUCCUCUAGCUCUGACUCAACUGCUUGCUACUUUGAGAAACAUUUGACUUUUUAUGUCUGUGAUAUGUGGUUGUCCAACCUAGCUAUCUUAGGAUGAAUACACUAACUGUAAGUCACUCUAGAUAAGAGAGUCUGUUAAAUAACUCAAAUGUAACGCACAGUAAAAUAUCUUUAACAGUCAGAAUCUACUAAAAGUGGUAGCAAUGGUAUGUUUGCUCAUCUGUCCCAUCAUAUUGAAGUGGAACAUUAAUUUAUUGGUCAUCAAUCUGAAACAUUUUAAGAAAGAGGAUAUCAAAAUUAAACAGUUGGAUAAAUGUUUAACUAAUCUCUAAAUUGUAAAGUUUUAUUUAAUCCUAAUACAUGUUGUAAUAUUCAAACUUUUUAUAAACGCACCGCUCCAAAAUCCUGAGGACAUUGUCCCGUACAGAGGUUCCCCCAAAUUGAAGACAGCUUGGCAGUCUUAAAAAUAGAAAGCUAAAUGCUACAAUCAAAUGAUGUGUAAACGGGCAAUAAAGAGACAAUAAAAAAUAUUAUAUCAUAUCUGCAUCAAACAUUGUUAGAAAUGGGUGUAAUUGGCAAAUAUCUUCCUCUUCUCUGUAACUGCGCACAUGUUUGAGUUUGAGUGAGCAAGAGAGAAAUGGGGGAAACUUUACAUGACUCACUAAGGUGUGUGUUGAGGUGUGUGUUGAGGUGUGUGUUGAAUUAGGACGAGAGUUUUGCGAGUUAAAAUAGGAUUUGGUUUACUUUACUAACUUCUAUUAUUAGAAGCAGUGCUAUUUCAAUUGGAUUUCUUUACACUACACUUCUAAUGCACCCAUAAGAUAACCAUUUUUGGUUUGAGGAAGAACUAUUUUGAGUUCCAUGUAGACCCCUCUGUGGAAAGGAUUUUAAAUGGAACCAAAAAAAUAUUAUUCAAAGGGUUUUCCUAUGGGGACAACCGAUGAACCAUUUUAGGUUCUAGAUACCACUUUUUUUUUUUUUAAGUGUGUACGAUCAGGCAAUCACGCACAGCUGAAUAGCAUGUCUCUUGGGGAAUCCAGUCUGUGAGACAUGAUGCAUAUGGGGGAAAAAAUAUCAAACAUGAGAAAAUAACAUUUUGGCAACAACUUACUGUCAAUGACUAUGGAUUUAAGGAAGGAUGCUUCUGCUCUCUCCUUUCACUGGGAUGUGCCAAAAUAGGUCACUGGUAACUGAGUGGGUGGCGAAGCACUGCUGUAAAGGCCAUGCAUCAGGUCAUUGACAUGUUUCAGGAACUGUAAAGACUGAGACGAAUCAUGAUUAACCAUUACCUAAGGUCUUCACUAAGUUAGACUUAGCCUAGCAAGUACAUUGACUAUGUUGCCCCUCAGCAACCUGGCAGUGAGGCAGACAGAUGAAGAGAUAUAGAUAGACAGAAAUCAAAACAGGCCAUUUACAUUUCUUAGUCAGCAGGCUGGAUAAAUUCUGUACUCUUCCCUUUGUUUCCUCCAGCCAAGCUAGAAGAUUCCUGCAAAAACAGAGAACUAAUUGAAAAGGGCAGUUGAGAGGUGUAACAUUAGAAUGAGUGUUGAGGGGGAGCAGGGAUAGGCAAAAUGUAUCCUAUUGUCAAAUACAAAAUACAAGGAUCUCUGAUGAAUCAAGAAAAUCUUCACAUCCAGUGUGUGGGGAGGUAUACAUUUCAAGACUUUUACAGUAGGCUACCUUACUGUCUCACACACAAUCAAUGUUUCCUAUGUGUAUUAAUGUACAAUCUCUCUCUCACACACACACACACAGCUAGCAUGACACAAUGUUGACAUGAUAAUAUUUUCUAUAGAUUGUGAUCAUAAUCAUCUCUCUCCCUCUCACACUGAACACACACACAGCUAGCAUGACUACGUUGACAUGAAUGUUUUCUAAAGUUAUUGUGAUCAUCUUCUCUCUCACACACAUGCAGAGAAUACACACACACCCCUUUACAAUCAUUAACUAAACAGAUAUUAAAAUGUCAAUGUUAUCUAGCUAGCUACAACAGGUAGAAAUGAAAAUGUACCAUGUCCUUAGUGGAUUAGCCAGAGAGCUAACAUUAGCUCGCUAAAAUUAGCCAGUUAGCUAGCAAAUCUUACCUUGACUUUCAUCUCCCCAACAAACUGCCGCUUUACUUACAAAAGUAAAAGAAUUCAAAAGAACAGGGACUACCACUUUUAGAAGUUUUUUGUGUACAUUUUGAAAAACUGUUGCUAUUGACCAAUGUGCUCGAGCAAGCAGGCUGCACGCAGCCAUCUAUUUUUAGCGAGAACUGAUAUGCCUACCUCCUUAUUUAGCUACAGAAGUUAAAAUUAAAUGACUGCACGGAUUCUGUUAAUUGCUUAAAAGCUAAGGGAAAAUAUAAGUAAUAUUUUCAGGGUCAAAUUCAGGUGCAAUACAUUUUGACAAAUGAUGUAUGGAAAUAAAAUGUGAUAAAAAUAGGGUUUUGAAAAUCCUAGUGGAUUGUAGCAUGAAAUAAAUGAAAUAUUGAAAUAAAA
This is a messenger RNA of Salvelinus fontinalis (brook trout), 8017 nucleotides long. RefSeq names its product 5-phosphohydroxy-L-lysine phospho-lyase (gene phykpl). The record is from RefSeq and is a predicted model, not a curated record. The transcript is spliced from 13 exons. The coding region runs from base 106 to 1452 and encodes 448 amino acids. NCBI's taxonomy places the organism in Eukaryota, Metazoa, Chordata, Actinopteri, Salmoniformes, Salmonidae. Gene Ontology annotation, molecular function: transaminase activity; pyridoxal phosphate binding. Gene Ontology annotation, cellular component: mitochondrion.